AUGAUUAUAAUUGCGGAAGCAUUGAAUAUCGACGAUUUUAUGCCCUAUGGCUCUAUAAUAUCUCCCGAUGAAGAGAUUUCAAAACUAGAUGAUUCAGGUAGGAAUGCGAAUCAAGGUACUGCAGUGAAGAUAUCCCAGGUUAGUAAGGUUCAAAACCUAUUUCCAACCACUAAAAAUAUUCGAGAGCCUAAUUGGAAUUUAUUUCGAUGUUUUCCAAACGAAGCAUUGAAUAGGCAGUUUGUAACCGAAUCGACUACGAAUACAGUUACCUUUUCACUGAAAGUUUUGGAAAACCAUCCAUAUAGUUCCCAGACAUUCGUGCCAAUGGGAAGACGCUCCUCUGAGCUUUGCUAUCUGGUAAUAGUGGCUCUCAGUGAUCCGUCAAGCGAACCAGACCUGAGCACUUUAAAGGCGUUUAUCUGCAGAGGCACCCAGGCCGUCACAUAUGGCCCUGGGGUAUGGCACGCGCCAAUGAUAGUGCUUGGAGAACCUGCUUAUUUAGAUUUUACAGUACUAAUUCAUGAAGCAUUAGAUGCAGCUAGUCCUGAAUUGGAUUGUAUUGAACGAGUCUAUCCCCGUGAUUUACAUAAAGUUCUGUUGUAUUGUCCAUAG
Messenger RNA from Eremothecium cymbalariae DBVPG#7215, 612 nucleotides. RefSeq names its product ureidoglycolate hydrolase (gene DAL3). Gene Ontology annotation, biological process: allantoin catabolic process. Lineage: Eukaryota; Fungi; Ascomycota; Saccharomycetes; Saccharomycetales; Saccharomycetaceae. Bases 1 to 612 code for a protein of 203 amino acids. The transcript has a single exon. The record is from RefSeq and is a predicted model, not a curated record. Gene Ontology annotation, molecular function: ureidoglycolate hydrolase activity; ureidoglycolate lyase activity.